CGUCACAGAGUGUUACGCUUCCAGUGGAAGGCAGCGCAGUGGUGAGCUAUACACACGAACCACGCACUCAAUUAGCCCCGAAAUUCCCGAGUUCAGUCGUCAAUGUGGCGGGCUUUGGCGCAAACGGCAUUGAGAGCAGCAGAUAGGUCACCAGCAGCUGGACUACUCCCCCCCAAGUUCGCCCCUCUAACGCUGACGCAGCAGUUGCAAUUGCGACAUUCCAGCAAGGCCAGUGAAGCGAGACCCCAGCAGCCACCUUACAAAGUCGCCAGCAUGAGCGUGGAGAAGCCAAAGGUUGUCUUCGUUUUGGGCGGUCCGGGCGCCGGAAAGGGCACCCAGUGCUCCAAGAUCGUGGACCGCUUCCAGUUCACCCAUCUCUCGGCGGGCGAUCUGCUGCGCGAGGAGCGCUCCCGCGAGGGCUCCGAGUUCGGCAACCUGAUCGAGGACUACAUCCGCAAUGGCAAGAUUGUGCCCGUGGAGGUCACGUGCUCGCUGCUGGAGAACGCCAUGAAGGCGUCGGGCAAGUCCAGGUUCCUCAUCGACGGCUUCCCCAGGAACCAGGACAAUCUGGACGGCUGGAAUCGCCAGAUGUCCGAGAAGGUGGACAUGCAGUUCGUGCUCUUCUUCGACUGCAGCGAGGAUGUGUGCGUCCAGCGGUGUCUGGGACGCGGCCAGAGUGGCUCCGGGCGCACGGACGACAACAUGGAGAGCCUCAAGAAGCGCAUCUCCACCUACAACAACGACUCGCUGCCCAUCAUCAAGUUCUUCGAGGGCGCCGGCCAGGUCAAAAGGGUCGACGCCAGUCCGGAUGCGGAGGCGGUGUUCGGCGAGGUGGAGAGGCUGUUCCUGGCCAGCGGCUUCUAGAUGCCGUGCUCCUAUUCCGCUUCUCUGAGUGUAGUGUGCUAUCUUUCCCCUUCAUUUGUACUCCUCCAAAUAUAUACGCUUGUUAAUAGUAAUGGAAAAGACACUUUUUCUCCGCCCGCGAUAAGGUAAAAGAUACAUAGAAAAAGUAUACUUAAUUAGGGAAAGAGGUACACAUCUUCGUCGGUAUCUGGUUGAAAGGAUUCGGAAGCCCAAUGGAAUUGUAAUGUUUAAGAAAUGGAGUUUGUGGAAAAUAAUUUUUAGUUGGAUCAUUUGGAAAGCAAUAAACAGUAUCAAUGAAAAAUCA
Molecule: messenger RNA, 1168 nt
Organism: Drosophila biarmipes
Lineage: Eukaryota; Metazoa; Arthropoda; Insecta; Diptera; Drosophilidae
Gene: Dak1
Product: UMP-CMP kinase
Exons: 1
Coding region: 103-864 (253 amino acids)
Biological process (GO): CDP biosynthetic process; UDP biosynthetic process; 'de novo' pyrimidine nucleobase biosynthetic process
Cellular component (GO): nucleus; cytoplasm
Molecular function (GO): UMP kinase activity; ATP binding
Source: RefSeq, a predicted model, not a curated record